This is a messenger RNA of Penicillium lagena, 1323 nucleotides long. RefSeq names its product histone acetyltransferase GCN5 (gene gcnE). Gene Ontology annotation, molecular function: protein binding; histone H3 acetyltransferase activity. The record is from RefSeq and is a predicted model, not a curated record. The coding region runs from base 1 to 1323 and encodes 440 amino acids. Lineage: Eukaryota; Fungi; Ascomycota; Eurotiomycetes; Eurotiales; Aspergillaceae. The transcript has 5 exons. Gene Ontology annotation, biological process: chromatin remodeling; positive regulation of transcription by RNA polymerase II. Gene Ontology annotation, cellular component: histone acetyltransferase complex.
AUGGCGGUUGACUCUCCCAAAAGCUCCAAGCGCAAGGCCUCGGAGGAGGCGGCUUCCCCGGACUCUCAGCAGCAACACAGCAAGAAAGCGCGGACAGAUUCCCCCGAGAAAGAGGUUGGUGUCGCCGCACAGAGUGAGAUGGGAUGUUUGUCUGACAACUGUGUAGGAAGAUGGCCCUCUACGAAAACCACCACUGCGGAUCGUCCCUUUUCCCGAGAAGGUGAGCCUCGCCCAUCCAGUUUCACGCGCCACCAGGUUAACAUCAAACAGCCCGCCGUCCUCGAGGAGCGCCGGGGUGACAUCGAGUUUCGGGUCGUCAAUAACGAUGGAUCACACGACAGCUUCAUUGUCCUGACAGGACUGAAGUGUAUCUUCCAAAAACAACUCCCGAAAAUGCCCAAGGAUUAUAUUGCCCGACUCGUCUACGACCGAUCACAUUUGUCGAUUGCAAUCAUCAAGCACCCACUAGAAGUUGUUGGAGGGAUCACAUAUCGACCAUUCAAUAGCCGCAAGUUUGCGGAAAUCGUGUUCUGUGCGAUUUCUUCCGAUCAGCAGGUCAAGGGCUACGGCGCACACCUGAUGUCUCACUUGAAGGACUACGUGAAGGCCACGUCUCCGAUCAUGCACUUCCUAACAUAUGCAGACAAUUACGCCAUUGGAUAUUUCCAAAAGCAAGGAUUCACCAAACAGAUUAACCUGGACCGGUCGAUCUGGAUGGGAUAUAUUAAAGAUUACGAGGGGGGCACCAUCAUGCAGUGCACCAUGCUUCCCAAGAUCCGGUACCUCGAAGUGGGUCGUAUGCUACUCAAGCAAAAGGAGACCGUGCGGGCCAAGAUCCGCGCAUUCAGCCGAUCCCAUAUCAUCCACCCGCCGCCCAAGGAGUGGAAGGGCGGAGUGGUCAAGAUCGAUCCACUGAGCAUUCCCGCAAUCAAGGAGUCCGGAUGGUCACCGGAUAUGGAUGAAUUGGCGCGCCAGCCCCGCCAUGGACCGAACUUCAACCAGCUGUUGCAUCUGUUGAAUGACAUGCAGAACCACAGCGCCGCCUGGCCAUUUACGCAGCCGGUCAACCGUGAUGAAGUGCCGGAUUACUACGAGGUGAUCCUGGAGCCGAUGGAUCUGUCAACGAUGGAGGAGAAGCACGAGAAAGACAUGUAUCCGACGCCGCAGGAUUUCCUCAAAGAUGCCUCGUUGAUCUUUGACAACUGCCGGCGGUACAAUAACGAGACUACGCCGUAUGCGAAGAGCGCCAACAAGCUGGAGAAAUUUCUGUACCAGCAAAUUCGCAAUAUUCCCGAGUGGUCGCAUCUGGCGGACGGGCAUUGA